AUAUGUUAAUAUUUAUCUUGUACUAGUACUUGGUGAGCACGUAUAAAUAUAAUCUCAGUAUUUAAGUCCUAACAAACAGAUUCAGGAGACGAAACACACAAAGAAGGGAUUCAACAAUGGCACAUAUAAUCAGCCGAGUCUUUAAACCAUCUGUCUGCAAGAACUUACUCCGACACACAAAUGUUCGUAUGUUCUCAUCUACAACUCCUCACACGAGCGGGUUAGAUUCGAAUGAUGAGACUAAAGUGACUCGGCCCUUCUCGUCUAAACCAGCCUAUCCGUUUCUGUUGAUUGACUACAUCCUUAAAGGCCCAGACUCUUGUUCAGAUGGUCGCGUAACAACAUACAAUGGAAAAGAAGUCUUUAUUAACGACAAGAAACUCAUGGAGGAGGUUUGUGAUGCGAUGACUGUCGGAUUUUCACGUGAUGGAUUACGAUUCUAUCUUUCGUACAGAAGCUGCGACCAUGCACCCGUGAUCAAUUAUGAGACCUCCAACCCCAAAGUAGAAGACAUGACCGUUCAUCUACCUUCUUUACCGGCCGGUUCCAAAAUCCAAAACAUGGCCAUGUCCUCUUUACCUGUCCGAGAUAAAGAUUGGGUCGUGGGUGUCAAGUUAUCGGGAUAUGGGUUGAGUCUCUGCAGGCCUUUUGGAAACUCUAAAUGGAUCAACAUAAACACCAUGUCUCAGUGUAUAAACCCUUUAUCGAGCCUCAUGUUCUCCAAGACAGAUCAAAGAUUCUACAUUCCAAGUCUCGGAGGCAACUUCUUGUGCUACUUGGAUCUCAACUCUAAGGAGGAUGACGAGCCCAAGUACAUCGACUUGGAAUUCGACAAUCUUCCAAAGUCGGUGAUUCAUGAGUUGGCGGACGUGAGUUCAUGUUCCAGGACAGACCACCUUGUGGAGUCACCCACCGGCCAACUUUUCCUUGUCAAGUGGUACGGUGAAGACUUGGAUGACAUAAUGUCACUGAUGCGCGUAACCAAAAGGUUCAUGGUGUAUAGAGAAAAUGAGGAAUCUGAUGACUUAGAGAAGACAAUGAUUUACACAGAAGACAUUGGAGAUCUUUGCAUUUUUGUUGGACAUAGUGAGGCUUUCUGUGUCCCGGCUAGUUCGUCUCCUGGACUCAAGCCUAACUCCAUCUAUUUUGUUGGCGAUAACUUUGGUGUUUACGAUCUCACCACCAAAACUUGCACUACCUUCUACUACACAGUAGAUGAAGUUCCAUUAAGAAAGUUGGACUUCCCUUACUGGCCUCCUCCAAUUCCUCUCUACUAGCUCCUAAUUAAUUAAAAUGGCUUUUGCAUGUGUAUUUACUUUCCCAUGCUAUUAUUGAAAUCCUAUGUGUCUUUUUCAAUAAUUGUUGUUCUUCGAUUCUAUCAAAUAAUUCGUAUAUGUUAACCUUUAAAUUUCAUACACUCCUUUAGUGUGUGAGGUAUAUGGAGUGAAACCGAGAAACCUCACUGAUGUGAGGAUUUGAACAAUAAAGUGAAUUGAAUGACUCAUGAAAACUUAGGGUUUCAUCUAAAGGUAUAAAACCAGGACAAAUAUCAUACUCAAACUCGAAUAUUUUGGUACGGAAGGAGACAGAGAUACAGGCCUAUAAUGAAGGUGCUUCUUUGUGGAAUUGAGGAGCAUAGGAUGGGAUAUAUUAAAAAAAUUGAGCCUCGCUACCAAACUUAAUUUCUCUAUAAAACUGAGCUAUUCAAAGUUUAUCUAUAACCGUUGUUAAGAACAAAAAAUCUUGUAAAGCAUUUCAAAGUAAAAAUCUCACUAGAAUAUGAAUUUGUAAAUUUGCUUGUGUCCCCAUUUCAAUUUCCUUGUUUGGUUUGC
Molecule: messenger RNA, 1832 nt
Organism: Arabidopsis lyrata subsp. lyrata
Lineage: Eukaryota; Viridiplantae; Streptophyta; Magnoliopsida; Brassicales; Brassicaceae
Exons: 3
Coding region: 117-1277 (386 amino acids)
Source: RefSeq, a predicted model, not a curated record